Suillus plorans is the source of this 414-nucleotide messenger RNA. RefSeq lists its product as uncharacterized. The annotation marks the transcript as partial. NCBI's taxonomy places the organism in Eukaryota, Fungi, Basidiomycota, Agaricomycetes, Boletales, Suillaceae. The transcript is spliced from 2 exons. The record is from RefSeq and is a predicted model, not a curated record.
AACAUCGUACGCAAAGUACUUACCUCAUCUUCUCAUCGUGAGCUCAAAAUGCACGAGAUCUACGAAAGAGUACACGCGGAGUUCCCAGAUGUAACUACAGACAUACCACCAGGGAAACCGAUCGCUACUGGCUUUCGCAACCACGGAGGCAGGAUUAAACCCACUGAAACUGUGCCUCUCCCACCUAAACUAGAUCAUGCAAUUCGUUCAGUAAAAUACCUGAAGAAGACAGUCUUGGAGGAAAUGGCAGCGGCACGGGAAAUCGAGGAGGUACACAUAAAACGAGGACAACUUCAUGAAGAUGGCACUCGCGAUCUAUCUAUCGUGUCUAAGGCAUAUGGCAAGACAGAAAUUACGAGUGACUCAAAUAUGUCCAUGUCCAAUGUCUGGCACUGGAGGUUGACACCGGACUAC